AUGGAAAGUCAACAAAGAAUUUUGACUGAAGACUAUAGUGAAAUAAUACAGCGUCUUCCUAUUUCUCUAAAACUGUCAUAUGGAAUAGGACAUGUUUUAAAUGAUAUUUGUGCUUCUAUGUGGUUCACAUAUUUAUUAGUAUUUUUUCAUUUGGUAUUGGGUUUUAAUUCAAUUAUAGCAGGUGUAAUUUUACUUGUUGGCCAAAUAGCAGAUGCUUUAGCUACUCCUUUCGUUGGUUUUUAUUCUGAUAAAACUGAUGAAAUCUGGUUAUGUAAAUAUGGGAGGAGAAAGACAUGGCAUUUAAUAGGUACCUUAUGUGUAUUAUUUGCAUUUCCUUUUAUAUUUUCACAUUGUAUUGGAUGUGAAACUGCUCAUGAAUGGGCACAAGUAAUUUAUUACAUAGGAUUUGCUAUAAUCUUCCAGUUUGGUUGGGCUGCAGUGCAAAUAUCUCAUUUAUCAUUAGUUCCAGAACUUACACCCACUGAAUAUGAAAGAACAGAAUUGAUAGCUAUCAGAUAUAGCUUUACUGUUCUCUCAAAUAUUUUUGUUUAUUGCGUCACAUGGGCAGUAUUACAUAUAACAAAUAAUAAAGAUUCUAGUUCUAAAAUUGGUCCUGAUGAUGCAAAAAAAUUUCAAGAAGUUGUGUUUAUUGGAAUUGGAACGGGAAUUAUAACAUCUAUUUUAUUUCACAUUUUUGUUAAAGAAAAUCUUGUUAGUAAUUCAAAUGGUUCAUUACGUAGAAAUUCAAGAGGAAUAUUAUUAUUAUUGAAAGAUAUUCGAUUAUAUCAAGUAGCUUUUAUAUAUAUGCCUACACGCUUGUUUGUAAAUUUAUCACAAAUUUAUAUUCCUUUAUAUUUACAUGAAUCAUUGAAUAUGCCAGCUACAUCUUUAGCUAUAAUUCCUUUGAUAAUGUUUUUAAGUAGUUUUGUUAUGUCUUUAAUUGUAGAACGUUUGAAUACAAAACUGGGUAGAAAAAUUUCAUAUUGUUUAGGUGUUAUGCUGGGUUUGUUUACUUGUAUUUGGAUACAGUUUGGUAGUGGCUUAACAUACACAAAAUACCAAAUCUAUCCACUAUUUGUAAUAUUGGGGUCUGCUGGAUCCAUUAUGGUAGUGACUAGUCUUGGUAUUACUGCUGAUUUCAUAGGACAAAAUAUAGGUAGUAGUUCAUUUGUGUACGGUAUCAUAAGUUUUACAGACAAACUGUGCAAUGGACUAGCAGUUAUGCUUAUUCAAUAUUUAAGCUGUUGGACUAACUGUAAAAGUUACUACAGAGGUAUCUUAGUUUAUGUUUGUGGUGCUUCUAUAGUAUUUGGUGUUUUAAUGAUACUAUGUAUAAAACCAUUUUAUCAAAGUAUGGCUUAUAGUACAUUACAUUCUGAACAAACUACAGGACAUGAUACCACAUCUGUUUCUACUAUAGAAAAUGAACCUGAUAACUCAUUGCAACAAGAAAAUGUUACAUAA
Messenger RNA from Habropoda laboriosa, 1464 nucleotides. RefSeq names its product major facilitator superfamily domain-containing protein 12-like. The record is from RefSeq and is a predicted model, not a curated record. The coding region runs from base 1 to 1464 and encodes 487 amino acids. Gene Ontology annotation, biological process: carbohydrate transport. Lineage: Eukaryota; Metazoa; Arthropoda; Insecta; Hymenoptera; Apidae. Gene Ontology annotation, molecular function: symporter activity. Gene Ontology annotation, cellular component: membrane. The transcript is spliced from 7 exons.